ACCGUACAAUGCGUUCGUUCGAUCCAAGAUGGCUGCGCUCAGGGGCCGAGUGGUCACUGAAUGUCUUACAACAUGUAUGUUUCGACAAACAAACACAGCGAGUAUUUCUACUCUUCCUAUUGCUCUGACAGGGAAUAAGUGGUUUGUACCGAGAUCGCAUCUUCACACUGGCAGAGGGAGUAGGGUUCCUCUAGUUAGGGCACUUCUUGGGUGUCCCAGUCAUGGCCAGUUCCUGCUGGUCAGUGCCGUGGCAGUCAGACACAACAGCUCUCAGACGAUUGAAGCAGCUCAGAGCUUGUCGGCUCCAAGUGAAACGGCAGAUGCUGCUCUCUCUGUUCCGGUCUCCAUCCCAAAUCUUGCUGCUGACCCCGCCCCCACAGUCACACCACCAAUCACAGAGCAAGUGGCCGAGGCUCCUCUCACUGCAUUGGAUGUUCUGCAGGGAGCCGGCGCUGAAGCCAGCCUAUCAGAGCUCGGCCUGUGCAACGCCACACCUGUGGGCCUGAUCCAGAACCUGCUGGAGUUUAUGCAUGUUGGCAUUGGGCUGCCAUGGUGGGGGGCCAUCGUUGCAGGCACCAUUGUUGCUCGGUGUGUUGUGUUCCCGGUCAUUGUAAAGGGGCAGAGAGAGGCAGCCAAACUGAACAACGUCAUGCCGGAAAUGACAAAACUCACCAACCGCAUGAAUGAAGCCAAGCAGAGCGGUAACAAAUUUGAUUUUUCAAAGGCAUAUACUGAUUUGAUGAUGUUUCAGAAGAAACAUGACGUGAACCCUUUGCGUGGGUUCCUAGUGCCCUUGGUACAGGCUCCAAUCUUCGUCUCUUUCUUCAUUGCCUUGCGUAAGAUGGCUGAUCUCCCUGUACCAAGUUUGCAGACUGGCGGCCUCUGGUGGUUCACAGAUCUAAGCGCAUCUGAUCCAUUUUACAUUCUCCCCGUUGCCGUGACUGGCACUAUGUUUGCCAUCUUAGAGUUGGGAGCUGAAUCUGGUGUAGACAACCCCAAUCUGAGGGCCAUGAAGACCGUCUUCAGGGUCAUGCCCUUUGUUAUCCUCCCUCUGACGAUUCACUUCCCCACGGCGGUGUUUACCUACUGGUUGACCUCUAACCUCUUCUCGCUGGGUCAAGUGGCCCUGCUGAAGCACCCGACAGUGAGACAGAAGCUUAAUAUCCCAGAACGCAUCACACACCCACCUUCAGCACUCCCUAUGAACGAAGGUUUCAUAGAAAGCAUCAAGAAAGGAUGGAAGAAUGCCCAGUUGGCUCAGCAGCUGGAGGAAAGAGACAGGAGAAUUAAAGGACACCUGGAUAUGGCAGCCAAAGGACCCCUGAGGCAGACUUUUACCCAUAACCCCCUUCAGCAGUCGGCAGCACCAAUGUCAACAGGAAAAUCGAGUAGUCCAAAGGAUGACAAGAAGAGGCCCUGGGAAGAGACGAUUGGCUAACAUUUUGAUGGAGAAUUUUGUGAUGGCUUUGUACAUAUAUGUUUUGAGAAAGACUAAGGGAUGGGUAGUGAAAUUAAGACUAAAUAUGACAUUUGAUGAAGAGGUGUUUUCAUGCCAUUAAAAAGCAAUCUUAUUGCCUUCCCACCUUCUUCAUUCAUUUACAGUCUGCUGAAGUGCUGGUUUAUUCAUGCACACACACAAAUGUAUAUUCCUCUUGUAGUUGUCAGCCAAAGCACAUUAAUAGAAUGACAGAUAAAAUAUUAAGAGCCCAACGUAAAUUAAUGUGCUCAUGAUUAACACGCACACACAGGUUUUACAUUUUGUCCUUUAUUUCAUCUAUUUUUUGUCUUAUUCAACAUUUUAUUUAUCACAAAUCCAUAAUAACACUGCCUUUGUCAUUUCAGUCUUUACAAAAAAAUGGAAAAUACUGCUUGAUAUUCAGAUAUAAAUUUGUAAAGAUAAAUAAAACAUUGUGUAGAACAUUGUGUUUCAUUAGGCUUUCAGUGUACAAGCAUCUAAAUUCAUGUUAAACGAUCAUGUGCAAGAUUGAUUUAGGUUUACAGCUGUUUCAAAGCAAUGGUACAAAUGUCUCUAAGUAAUUUUUCCGUUUUCAGUGCUAUCAUUUCAUCAUCUUACCAACCCCUGCCUGCAACAACCUCCAAGUCCAAAAUUGUUUCGUCGCACGUUAUCCAACGGUUUCACAGACGAGGCUCAAGUCUAGUCCCAGACUAAAAUGCACGUUUUAGCUGUUACAACUUGCACUGAUAUAUCUUAAAAUAAGUCAGUGUCAAUGUUUUGUCUCAGGAUGCUCACCAGUAAUGUUUUUCAAAAGGCACAUUUGAAGGUAACUUUAGCCUGUUAGCAUGAUAUCGCCGUCCAAAGCCAUGCCGCCUUCAAAACAUGAACACACACGGACCAGAAGAGACGACCAGAGACACGGUGAGAAAACUUUACAGUACAGUGACUAACAGCACUAAAAUAGUACUGUUUGCCUGCCACUCUUGCUCUGUCUACAUAGCAUACGUGAACCCGCAGAUUAUGUUUACGUGAACAGGCAUACUUUCAUUUCAUUCGGACAGAUGAUAUUAUUAAAAAUACAUUUAGACCAUAAAGGUUGUAUCAGCGAUUUCAGGCCCAAACAAAAUGAUCACAUUCAUCUAAUCUUUCCUAACAAUCCUCUA
Messenger RNA from Pimephales promelas (fathead minnow), 2619 nucleotides. It is a transcript of the gene oxa1l, whose product is annotated as OXA1L mitochondrial inner membrane protein. NCBI's taxonomy places the organism in Eukaryota, Metazoa, Chordata, Actinopteri, Cypriniformes, Leuciscidae. Gene Ontology annotation, biological process: protein insertion into mitochondrial inner membrane from matrix. Gene Ontology annotation, molecular function: membrane insertase activity. Gene Ontology annotation, cellular component: mitochondrial inner membrane. The record is from RefSeq and is a predicted model, not a curated record.